GGCAAGGCAGUGGGCAUCGUCACCACCACGCGGGUGACCCACGCGACACCCAGCGCCGCCUACGCCCACUCCGCCAACCGCGACUGGUACUCGGACGGGGAGAUGCCCCCGGACGCGCUGGAGGGCGGCUGCAAGGACAUCGCCCGGCAGCUGGUGGAGAACAUCCCCGACAUCGAGGUGAUCUUGGGCGGCGGACGGAAAUACAUGUUCCCCAAAAACGCCAGCGACGUGGAAUAUCCCCACGAGGACAAGCAUCGAGGGACCCGCCUUGACCGCAGGGACCUUGUCCAGGCGUGGCACGACGCCAAGCCCCCCGGCAAGGUCGCCAAGUACGUGUGGCACCGGCGGGAUCUGCUCGCCCUCAACCUCAGCCGCGUCGACUUCCUACUGGGCCUCUUCGAGCCGGGUGACAUGGUGUACGAGCUGGACAGGAAUAACGAGACGGAUCCGUCCCUCAGCGAGAUGGUGGCGGUGGCCAUCAGGAUGCUCCAAAAAGGGGGUAAUGGAGUGAAAAUGGGGGUCACAGGGGGCCGCAUCGACCACGGGCACCACGAGGGAAAGGCGAAGCAGGCGCUGCACGAG
This is a messenger RNA of Apaloderma vittatum (bar-tailed trogon), 582 nucleotides long. Its product is annotated as alkaline phosphatase, tissue-nonspecific isozyme-like. Gene Ontology annotation, molecular function: alkaline phosphatase activity. The annotation marks the transcript as partial. The record is from RefSeq and is a predicted model, not a curated record. Lineage: Eukaryota; Metazoa; Chordata; Aves; Trogoniformes; Trogonidae. Gene Ontology annotation, cellular component: plasma membrane. The transcript has 5 exons. Gene Ontology annotation, biological process: dephosphorylation.